Messenger RNA from Rattus norvegicus (Norway rat), 3657 nucleotides. RefSeq names its product kelch domain containing 7B (gene Klhdc7b). Lineage: Eukaryota; Metazoa; Chordata; Mammalia; Rodentia; Muridae. The transcript has a single exon. The record is from RefSeq and is marked provisional. The coding region runs from base 1 to 3657 and encodes 1218 amino acids.
AUGCUUCAGGGGGCUCCAGAGGCUGGAGGGCCCCUCUGGGGCUGGGAUGAUGAAGGAGAUGAUGACUGGGAUGCAGCUGUACUCACCUGGCUGCUACUAGCAGUGGUGGCCACCUUAGCACUGGCUUGGCACUGGUUUGGCUCCAGGGAGGACCAGGAGACACAAGGGUCCCCAUCCAGGGCUCCAGGUACACAACCUGCUCAGGCAGGAGGAGUCAAGCAGGCCCUGCACCCAACAUCCAAGGACAGUGAUGCCAGUGAAGGACAGCAGAAACCAGAGGUUCCCGGAGGUGGCCAGGGGAGAUCUGCUACAGCUGGGACCCAGGGCCCAGAGCCCUCAAUAGACAGAAGUGUGGCUUCAGAUGACCAGCUUCUUCAUAGGACACCUGGAGAGGUGGCCAGCAGAGGGACCAUCCCAGCAUCCCUGGGAAAGAAAAGAAAGGAGCCAGCCAGGCCAGAACUCCCCUCCCUGGGCUACCACAGAGCAAAGGAUAUCCCUGUUCCCAUCAUGAUCCACUUUACCCCUCGAAGUCUUGACAGCAAAACAGAGAUGCAGCUGGGGGCAACUGGAACCUAUGGUACAGGGGCAGCUGGGCAAGGCCCUGUCCGUAAGGGGCAACAGGACACCAGCCCCUGGUACCUGGCUGUGGGGCCUUCCGGCCCUCUGGGGAGAGGCCUAGGCAGCUUGCGCAGGCGGCGGCGGCCUGGUAACAGCUCGGGAGACAGACCCUGCCGUCCUCUGAGGCUGGACCCUCUCCGCCUGGGCACCGUGGUGAGUGUAUGGGAUGCUGUGGACAUGGGAGGUUCGGCCAGCCAGGACAUCCUCACCAGCAGUCCCCUUGCAGGCCCCUCAUCACACCGCUCAGACAAGGGGCUCAAGGCUCCUCAGGAGAUGGGCCUAGCUGAUGCUGUGGAUAGUCGACCUCAGGUGGACUCCUUCCAGGAUGUGUGUGGGAAAAGCAGCCUCCAUUUCCCUCCCACCAGCACUGCAGCGUCAGGGGCUAAGAAGGGUAAGAGUCAGGAGACUGGAUCCCUAGCCGAUAGGGAGACUCAGGACAUCCUGGCUAGUGAGGAAGCCUGGUCCCGGGACAGGGGGGUGGCUGUUGUCACUGGCAACUUCAGCCCCUCGCAAGAUGCCUUGCCAGAAGAGCUGUGCUCUGAGGCUUGUGCGGUGGACCAAGUUGCUGACCAGAGCAAGUUGGAGAAACUAGGUGGAGAGGGCCACGUCACUGGGAAAGGGAGAGAGUCAAGUCAAGGCGAGGAACGUGAGCACACUGCUGGCAGGCCAGCUACAGACCAGAGUCUUGCACUUCUUGUGGACACAAAGAAGUCCACACAUAGCUUCAGCUGCACUGCCUCCCGCAACCUUCCAGCCUCUGCUCUGACCCGGGCCACUGAGCUGGAUCCAUCCUCUGCCACGGCUGGGCACUCCAGCCCUGGGUUCCUACAUGCAGUCUCCACCUCUGCUCCUUUGAACAAUUUGCCCCCGGAGGUUAGCCAGGGUCCUUCUGGUGGUGACAGUCUCAGGGCAGAGCCAGCUCCCUUUCCAACCCCACCUUUAACAUUGUCCCCCUGCCCAGACCCAGCUACAGCCUUAACCGCAAUCUCGACACCAACUCCAUCUUUAACAUCACCCACAACCUCAUCCCCAGCUCCAGUUAAAGCCUUAACCCUAAUCUCAACGGCAACCCCACUUCCAACAUCACCCCCAACUCUAGCCUCUGCCCUAGUUGCAGCCCAAGAGCCUGCAACAGACAGUGAGCCAAGGCCUAUGUCUGUGGAGUCUAAUGAGGGCCUCUCCAAGAGCUCCUCAGAAAGACGCAUCUCAAAUAGCUGGGGCAAUUUAAUUACUAUGGUUCUUAGGAGCCACCCCUUCCCCAGGCAAGACAAGGCCCAAGGCAGUGCCCCAAGGGCAGGUCUGGAGAGUCCUGCAGGGCCCAGGCCAACCACGUACUCUGAAGAUACACAGCCAGGGCCCUCCUCUGAAGGAGCUAUCUCCAGCCUCCAGGGCAAACACAGGCCAGCCUUAGGCACACCAGCAGGCUCAGAGAGCCUAGCAGAGGCAAGAUGUAAAACACCACCAAUGAGUUUAGAGACUAAUGCAUCUCUCACCCCAGACCCUAGAGGAGAUGAAACUAAGCAGAAGAGUCUAGACUUGCUGUCCCCAGCUGCAGAGCCUAUGGCUGCCCCACAGGCCCCUGCGGGUCCUGUACAAUCUCCUUCUAUGAAGCAGGGUGCUCAACCCAUCCCUCAGCCUCGGCAACGGAGGAGGAAACGCAGCAUAGCUCAGAGCUCUGAACACAUACUGACCCAAGAAAUAACCCAGCAGCCCCAGGGGCAGGUGCUAAAGGAGGGAGCCAGACCUACAGACAGCAGGGACAUCCUCACAGAGAAGCAGAAAGAGACCCAAAAGCUUAUGGUUUUUCUGCAGAAGCCUGGGAGUUGGGGAGUGGUGGAGGGGUCUCAGAAGUACUGCUCACAGGCCUCGCAGCCUAGCACAACCGCGGCACUGUGGCCCCCAAAGCUCGAUCUAGGCAGCUGCUUGGAGGUUUUGGCCUUUGCCCAGCAGCAUGGAGAGCUGGGCUUAGCCCAGGAGGCCUAUGCCUUGAUGAGCAACAAUUUACUGCACGUUCUGGGAGACCCGCACCUCUACCGACAGCUGAGCGGAGCCGACAGGGAGCGCAUCCUGAACCUGCGGACUUGCCAGGGCCAGACAGUGCUGGGGGUCCUUGUGCUGCCCAGCCUUUAUCAGGUGAGCCGCUCGGGGCUCACGAGGGGUCUCCAUAGCGAGGAAGCGCCUGCAACCAAGUCUGAGCAUUUGCCCCUUCACACAUACCUCCAUGUGUUCAACCCACAAGAGAAUGUGUGGCGGCCCCUGACUCAAGUACCGGAGGAGGUCCCACUUCGGGGCUGUGGCCUCUGCACUAUGCAUAACUAUCUGUUUCUGGCGGGUGGCAUCAGGGGUUCUGGUGCCAAGGCUGUCUGUUCCAACAAGGUGUUCUGCUACAACCCUCUGACAAACAUUUGGAGCCAGGUUCGGCCCAUGCAGCAAGCCCGGGCUCAGCUGAAACUGGUGGCCCUGGAUGGAAUGCUCUACGCCAUUGGUGGCGAGUGCCUGUACAGCAUGGAGCGCUAUGACCCACGCACAGAUACCUGGACCUUGAGAGCGUCCCUCCCUGAGGGCACCUUCCCUGUGGCCCAUGAGGCUGUGGUGUGCCGAGGAGAAAUCUAUGUCACCGGGGGUCAUCUCUUUUACCGCCUGCUCAGAUACAGCCCUGUGAAAGACUCGUGGGAUGAGUGUCCCUAUAGCGCCAGCCACCGACGCUCCAGUGACAUGGUGGCGCUCGGGGGCUUCCUAUACCGGUUUGACUUGCUGCGGGGUGUAGGUGCUGCGGUGAUGCGCUACAAUACAGUGACGGGCUCCUGGAGCCGCGCUGCCUCCCUGCCACUGCCUGACCCUGCCCCGCUCCACUGCACAGUAUUGGGCAACACCAUUUACUGUCUCAACCACCAGGUCACGGCUACCUUCACAGUUUCAGAGGGGACUGCCCUGUUUCAAGCCAAGGAGCUGCAGCCCUUCCCGCUGGGAAGUAAGGGGGUCCUCUAUCCAUUCACUCUGACUCUGCCCCCUAAGACCUGGCUGCAGACCACAAUCUGA